Aedes albopictus (Asian tiger mosquito) is the source of this 1664-nucleotide messenger RNA. RefSeq names its product probable cytochrome P450 9f2. Lineage: Eukaryota; Metazoa; Arthropoda; Insecta; Diptera; Culicidae. The record is from RefSeq and is a predicted model, not a curated record. The transcript is spliced from 2 exons. Gene Ontology annotation, molecular function: monooxygenase activity; heme binding; oxidoreductase activity, acting on paired donors, with incorporation or reduction of molecular oxygen. The coding region runs from base 1 to 1608 and encodes 535 amino acids.
AUGUUCUUCACACUUGUCAUUUUCGCAGGCCUGAUCCUCCUAUUCUACUACAAUGUCCAGCAAAAGUACAAAUAUUUCAAAAUCCGGGGCAUUCCGUACGCGAAGCCGUCGUUCCUGCUCGGAAGUGGCGCACCGCUUGUUCUCAAGAAGAAAGACAUGCUCCGUCACAUACAGGACCUCUACCAGACCCACCCGCAGGCAAAGAUCAUGGGUCUGUUCGACUUCACCGCGCCGGUGUGGAUGGUUCGCGAUCCGGACACGAUCAAGCAGCUGGGCGUGAAGGACUUUGACCACUUCAGCGAUCAUACGCCGAUCUACACGCGCGGAGACGUCCAGGACAUGGGCACGGAGAGCCUAUUCGGCAACUCGCUGCUACUGCUGCGCGGACAAAAGUGGCGCGAUAUGCGGGCAACGCUGAGUCCGGCCUUCACCGGCAGUCGGAUGCGGGAGAUGUUCGAGUUGGUGUCCGAAUGUGCGCGGUCGAUGGUGGAAUACUUCGGCGAGGAGGCCCGGGCUGGGAAACGGCUGGAGUACGAGAUGAAGGACGUGUUCACGAGGUUCAGCAACGACGUGAUCGCUUCGGUGGCGUUCGGGAUCAAGGUGGAUUCACUGCGCGAGCAGGACAAUGAGUUCUUCGUGAACGGGAAAGAACUGAUGAACUUCAGAGACAUGAAGACGGUGGCGAAGGUGCUGCUGAUGCGGAUGUUUCCACGGAUGAUGAUCAAGCUGAAGGCGGACAUCUCGAGUGCGGAGAUGAAUGCGUACUUCAGGGGAAUGAUCAUGGACAACAUGCGGCAACGUGAGGCUCAUGGGAUCGUGAGACAUGACAUGAUCAAUCUACUCAUGCAAGUGAGACAGGGAACGAUGAAGAAUCGGAAAGAAGACCUGGAGAGCACAAACGCUGAAUUUGCAGCGGUUGAAGAGACCAGCGUUGGAAGUCGAUCGCACAAUCGUGUAUGGUCAGACAACGAACUGGCCGCACAGUGCUUCCUGUUCUUCAUAGCUGGUUCGGAGACCGUAUCGACGUGUCUGACAUUCCUAGCCUAUGAGCUACUCAUCAAUCCGGAUGUCCAAGAAAAGCUGUACCAAGAAAUCAUGGAAGUCGAACGAUCGCUCGGUGGCAAAUCCGUUGGCUACGAUCAACUGCAAUCGAUGAAAUACAUGGACAUGGUAGUCUCCGAAAACCUUCGUCUGUGGCCUCCGGCACCGUUCUCUGAUCGGUAUUGCGCGAAGGACUAUCGUUAUGAUGACGGACAAGGAACCCGGGUGACGAUCGAGAAAGGUCAAAUUGUGUGGUUUCCGACGACGGCUCUGCAGCACGAUCCGGAAUAUUUCCCGAAUCCCUACAAGUUUGACCCGGAGAGGUUCAGUGAACAGAAUCGGGACAAGAUUAGGAGCGGGACCUAUCUACCAUUUGGGAUCGGUCCAAGAGCCUGUAUUGGAUCGAGAUUGGCUUUGCUGGAAGUUAAGGUGGUUGCGUACUAUCUGGUGAAGAAUUUCAGGCUAGUGAGAAGUGAGCGAUCCAUGGUUCCUUUGAAGCUGAAAAGCAAGAUGAUUGGAAUGGAGGUUGAUGGAGGUGUUUGGUUGGGUUUGGAAGCUAGGAAUUGAGAAUACGUGCGAUUGAAAGUUACAGCAUGUUAGGCUUGGAAUUAUGAGUACAGUAU